This is a messenger RNA of Hirsutella rhossiliensis, 2403 nucleotides long. RefSeq names its product fungal specific transcription factor domain-containing protein. Gene Ontology annotation, cellular component: nucleus. The coding region runs from base 1 to 2403 and encodes 800 amino acids. Lineage: Eukaryota; Fungi; Ascomycota; Sordariomycetes; Hypocreales; Ophiocordycipitaceae. Gene Ontology annotation, molecular function: DNA-binding transcription factor activity, RNA polymerase II-specific; DNA binding; zinc ion binding. The transcript is spliced from 5 exons. The record is from RefSeq and is a predicted model, not a curated record. Gene Ontology annotation, biological process: regulation of DNA-templated transcription; DNA-templated transcription.
AUGACACCCACGCCGCCUUCUACAAACUCUUCUACCGGAGGUCGCUCCCCAGAGGAACAAUUUCGCGUGGUCAGGAGACGGAAUCGUGUUCCCCUGAGCUGCUAUCCCUGCAGGACAAGAAAGAAAUGUGACAGGAGCCAUCCUUGUAGCAACUGCACCAAACGCGAGGGCAUGGCCACCACGUCGUGCUCCUAUGCAUCCCCCUCAGCGCGCAAGAAGAGCCAAAGCCAAGGAGACUCGAGUCCGGACGACAUGCAGAACCGCAUCGACCGUCUCGAGGGUCUUGUCCUGUCGCUCAUGCACAACGGGGCCAACAUUGAUUCCGCCGCCUCCCACGUGGGCGCUUCAGCCUCUCAUUCUGUGGCGGACAGCGGCUCAUCUGCCAAGAUCGGCCGUGAAGAACCGGCCAUGGUGGACGAUGACAGCGACGUCGACGAUGGCCUCGCCGCGUCUUUGGGAGUCCUGAAAGUCGAUACCGACAAGGGAAAGUCCAUGUAUAUCGGACAGGAACACUGGCACCUGAUACUCGCAGACAUCGCCGAGGUCAAAAACUACUUUACUUCCCACAAGAAGGAGCUUGAGACGAGCUAUGAGCGUGUCAAGUCAUCGAAACCAGUCACUGCCCGCGAGGGCCCUACAUUGCUCCUCGGCGCUGUCCCGGCGUCGGAAAUUGAGCUCCGCGCCGAGCUUCCGCCCAAGUCAAGUGUCCUCGCGCUGUGCGGCCGCUACUUCAACUCGAUGGAACACACCGUUAGCAUCAUCCACGGGCCGACCUUUCUGCAGCAACUCAGAUCACACUGGGAAGAUCCUUCCAAAACGCCCAUCAUGUGGUUAGGCCUUCUCUACUCGAUUCUCUGUCUCGCCAUGCUGAGCUAUCACAAAGUGGGAGAUGAGCCUCCGGAGUGGAAAGGCCGGACCUUGGAGCUCGCCUCCGAGUUUCGGUUGCGCACCGUACAGUGCCUUACCAAGGCCGACUACACGAAGCCCAUGGAGUACACGGUUGAGACAAUGAUACUCUACGUCUUCGGGGAAUGCUCCUCGCGAUGGGACGCUGAACUUGGCCUAUGGUUGAUUGUCUCACUCAUCACGAGAAUCGCGUUUCGAAUGGGAUAUCAUCGCGAUGCCAAGUGGUUCCCAUCGCUCACCCCUUUCCAGGCAGAGAUGAGGCGCAGAACGUGGGCAUUAGUCCGAAUGUCCGAUGUGAUUUUCUCCCACCUGGUUUCCUUGCCGAGCAUGAUUUACGAGCACGACUGCGACACGCAGCUCCCAAACAAUCUUUUUGACGACGAUUUUCAUCCGGGGAUCCAACAACUGCCACCGUCCCGCCCCAAUACGGAGGCGACUCCGAUUUCGUACAUGAUUGCCAAGGCCCGACUCUGCAACGAACUGGGCAACAUUCUCCAAGCCACGAACAGGGUGGGCAGGAAUGUCUCUUACGAUGAAAUCAUUCGGUUCGAUGCAAAGCUACGCCAGGUCAUGCAGGAGCUUCCACCCCAUCUCAAGCUUGGCCCACUCGAGGAGUCCCGCGAUGCAGUCACGUUGAUUGUUGCCCGUUUCAACAUCGACAUCCUCUACCAGAGGAUCCUGUGCUUGCUACACCGUAAAUACCUUCCCCGGGCACGGCAGAAUCCAAGGUAUGCGCACUCGCGGCGUAGUGCCAUAGAGGCGUCACUGCAGGCCAUGGGCCAUCUACAGACGCUGCACCGCGAGUCACAGGGCAACGGAAGGCUUCGAGCGGUCAGCUGGUACGUCAAGUCGAUCGCAACCAAGGAGUUCAUCCUGCCAGCCAUGCUUCUCGUGUUGGACCUGCAUUUCGAUAACACCGCGAAGCAGUCGGCGGCCUCUCAAGAUCACGAUGGCGCAUUCGUGUGGACGCCAGAGGAGCGUGCCAAGAUGAUUGGAGCUCUGGAGGACGCGGCAGGCAUCUGGAAGAGCCUCGCCGACACCUCGAUAGAGGCAUUCAAAGCCUCCAAGAUUCUGGACAUUAUGCUGCAGAAAACCAGGGAUCCAGCGCAAAGUUCAAACGGCUCCCGGGAUCCCCGAGAAAACUCGACGACCCUGGAGGCGAAUGCUGGCACGAACGAUAUCCAGGCGAUGCUUGGCGGCGCGAUGACUCCCGAGUACUUCGGGAACCUCAACGAUGGAAUGAACGCCUUCUCGAAUGCCAACAGCGGUGCGUUUACAGACAGAUUCAACGCCGCCGACGCCGCGUCUCCGCUGUCCAUGUUUACGAAUCUUGGUGGCAGCUCUGGCAUGACGGCGGAUCCGAGCGCGAGCUUUGACUGGAGCGCGUUCGAGAACUACACGCAAAUGGCAAAUUGGGGAGCGGACCAAGGCUUCCAGGUAUUCGGAACGGGGGAGCCGUCGUCUGAGCAAGAUCCCGGGUCGAUGAACGUGCAAUGA